UGUCUGUAUUUAUCGCCUCUACUCGUAUAUAACGAGUUAGAUUUCCAAUGUAAUUAUUCAGUCAUCGUUUAACUUUCAAUCAGAAUGGACUUCGAAGACAAAGUCGUUAUAGUGACAGGAGCAAGCAGCGGUAUUGGUGCCGCUUGUGCGCUGAGUUUUGCUAAGCUAUCUGCUAAAUUAACAAUAGUUGGCCGCAAUGUUGAAAAACUUAGGGAAGUCCAUGAUCAAUGUGAGGAAGCGAGUGGCAAAAAACCCUUAAUAGUCGUCGCCGAUAUAAGUAAAGAAGAGGACAACGCACGGAUAAUCAAAGAAACAGUAGAUUUCUAUGGAAAAAUUGAUGUCCUCGUCAACAACGCAGGGAUGCUGCUCAUGGCAAAAUUGAUGGACGAUAUUAGCAACUACGAUCGUAUAUCUGCAACAAACGUUCGAGGCACUUACGUCUUAACUCAGCUAGCGGUGCCGCAUCUGACCGAGACUAAAGGUAACAUCGUUAAUGUGUCAAGUGUAGUGUCGACAGUUCCAAUACCGGCCAUGGUGCCUUACUGCAUGGCAAAAGCCGCACUUGAUAUGCUCACAAAAUGUGCCGCGCUGGAACUAGCCAGUCAAGGAGUGAGAGUGAACUCUGUUAACCCAGGACCGGUCGCUACGAAUAUAUUCAAAACGGCCGGUGCAACUGAGGACCAAAAUAAAUAUAUAUACGAAACUAUGGGAGCGUCAGUUCCUUUGAAGAAAAUAGCGACGAGUGAAGAUAUUGCGAAUACAGUGGUGUUCCUGGCCAGUGAUCGUGCUAGUUGCAUAACUGGUAGCUUCCAUAUCGUUGACUGUGGCCUGCACCUGGGUGAACCCAUUGUUAAAAAUUAAAUAAGAAUAAUUUGACUUACCCAGUAGUGGAGUUAUGUGGUACCUUAAAGCUUAUUUUUAAAUACUUACGUAUUAUAUAUGCGUGUAUUUUAGUAUAAUACGAGGCGUUUUGUAUUUGUAUCUUAUUUGUAUGUUUAAUGUGAUAUUUAUAAAUAGAAAACUCUUUCCAAAAA
This is a messenger RNA of Melitaea cinxia (Glanville fritillary), 1034 nucleotides long. Its product is annotated as glucose 1-dehydrogenase 2-like. The transcript has a single exon. Bases 85 to 861 code for a protein of 258 amino acids. The record is from RefSeq and is a predicted model, not a curated record. Lineage: Eukaryota; Metazoa; Arthropoda; Insecta; Lepidoptera; Nymphalidae. Gene Ontology annotation, molecular function: oxidoreductase activity.